AUGGAAUAUAACCUGUCGAGCGGGGUUUUGACCGACUCGGACGCUCCCGAUCACAGCCCUAUGACUCUCUCCGAUUCCGGGACCCCACAAAGAGAGACCAUCUGCAAAGUACACCAGGACAGCAGCGAUAAUGAGAAAUCGCAGCAAAAUCAGACCGAUGAUUCGGAUUCAAAAGAUCCCACAAUCAAGAAGAAACAGAGACGCCAACGGACACAUUUCACAAGCCAGCAACUUCAGGAGCUGGAGGCAACUUUUCAAAGAAAUCGGUAUCCCGAUAUGUCAACCAGAGAAGAGAUCGCCGUCUGGACAAACUUAACAGAGGCAAGAGUGAGGGUAUGGUUUAAGAACCGCAGAGCCAAGUGGAGGAAGAGGGAACGCAAUCAACAGGCUGAGUUUUGUAAAAAUGGCUUUGGCGCACAGUUUAACGGACUCAUGCAACCUUACGAUGAUAUGUACUCUGGCUAUUCCUACAACAACUGGGCCACCAAAAGUCUGACGACCAGCCCUCUCUCGGCCAAGAGCUUUCAAUUCUUCAACUCGAUGAACGUUAGCCCCCUAUCCACGCAGCCCAUGUUCUCUCCUCCCAGCUCCAUCUCCUCCAUGACCAUGCCGACCUCUAUGGUCCCUUCGGCUGUGACUGGGGUGCCGGGAACCAGCCUGAAUAAUUUAAGCAAUCUGAAUAACCUCAACGGCCCCUCCCUCAACUCGGCCAUGUCUGCCGGCGCCUGUCCUUACGCAUCGAGUGCCAGCCCUUACAUGUAUCGGGACACCUGUAACUCUAGUCUCGCCAGUCUGAGGCUCAAGGCUAAGCAACACGCCAAUUUCGGUUACCCAGGAGUCCAGAACCAAGUAUCUAACCUAAGUCCGUGUCAAUAUGCUGUGGACAGACCUGUAUGA
Pristis pectinata (smalltooth sawfish) is the source of this 897-nucleotide messenger RNA. It is a transcript of the gene pitx3, whose product is annotated as paired-like homeodomain 3. Gene Ontology annotation, biological process: regulation of transcription by RNA polymerase II; anatomical structure morphogenesis. The transcript has 3 exons. Gene Ontology annotation, cellular component: nucleus. The record is from RefSeq and is a predicted model, not a curated record. The coding region runs from base 1 to 897 and encodes 298 amino acids. Gene Ontology annotation, molecular function: RNA polymerase II cis-regulatory region sequence-specific DNA binding; DNA-binding transcription factor activity, RNA polymerase II-specific. NCBI's taxonomy places the organism in Eukaryota, Metazoa, Chordata, Chondrichthyes, Rhinopristiformes, Pristidae.